AUGAACGCGGUAGCCCACGAACAGGACUCGGGUCCUCGACAACAGGUUUUCAACUGCAACCAUGCUGAUUGUGGGGCGACGUUCAAACGGGAGUGGCGUUUGAAAGAGCACGAGACCGUGCACACAGGAGCGCAACCUUUUCAAUGCGAAGUGGCUGAUUGUGGCCGUCGUUUCUCACGGAAAUCUCACCUGAGCCGCCACGCACUUUGCCACACCGGCGUGAAAAAAUUCAGAUGUACAUUUGUGAGUUGCACAAAUGCUUUCUUCAACGCGGACAAGUUGAAGAGACACGUCCAUUAUGCCCACGGAGAAAAGGACAAGUACUUUAAGUGCAAUUUCCCAAAUUGCUUAUUGACAUUCAAGAAACGGAGGGUGUAUAAAUUACAUUUGAAGGAGCAUGGAAUAUCUUCUAGUUUCAAAUGUUCAAAGAGAGGAUGUGGAGUCAGGUUUGACACGCAUGUCGCUCGCAAAGCCCAUGAGAAGAAACAUGCAGGGUACCGUUGCCCACAGCCUGAAUGCAAUCAUUUUGAGCAAACCUGGGGUAAAAUGCACAAGCACAUGGCCAAACACCCAGCCACAUUCACCUGUAAGCUGUGCCAGAAGGUGUUUAAGCAUGUGGACUCUCUGCGUAGACACAAGCGGACCCACGCCCUGCAGAAGCCUGUCCUGCUGUGCCCCAGCAGUGGCUGCAAGGCCUACUUCUCCACUACAUUCAACCUGCAGCACCACAUCCGGAAGGUCCACCUGCAGCUCCUCAAGUACCAUUGCUACUUCCCCGACUGCCAAAGGACCUUUGCCAUGCGGGAGAGCCUUAACAGACACCUGGCUCACCACGACCCAGAUGCCAACCCUGAGAAGCAGAAGUGCAAGCGACCCAAGAAGGACUGGCAGAGGCGUCUGGAAGGCCACCACCAGCUGCCCCUGGUGGAGGAUGACCUGCGGCGCCUCUUCGCCUUGCGCAUGAGGGUGUCCCGACGGGCCAAGGUGGAGGUUAACCUCUCCGGCCUCUUCAACGAGCGCAAGAUCCCUCACUUUGUGGAAUCGGAGGUCAACCUGUGUAACCUCUUCAGUAUCAAGCCUCACUCCUCCGUCCCUGCAGAGCGAGGCCCUGUGGAGGUCACCCAGCCAGAGGUCACUGGUCAAGGGUUAAAGGUCAAAUCAUAG
Messenger RNA from Salvelinus namaycush (lake trout), 1164 nucleotides. Its product is annotated as P43 5S RNA-binding protein-like. Bases 1 to 1164 code for a protein of 387 amino acids. The record is from RefSeq and is a predicted model, not a curated record. Gene Ontology annotation, cellular component: nucleus. The transcript has 9 exons. Lineage: Eukaryota; Metazoa; Chordata; Actinopteri; Salmoniformes; Salmonidae.